AACAGCAGCAGAGUGACGUCUCUUUCCCUAAAGCUCACCCCUCCAGGCUGCAUGUAGAUAAAGUGCAUGUGUCUGAGAAGAGGAGACACUGUUACUGCGACUGGAGCAGAUGUUUCCUGACUGCAGAGGCUCGUAGAUUAUAAGAGUUUAGAGAUUAAGACGUUUGGUUUCCUUUUGGAUGUGAAACAAACCGAGUGGCCCAACAGAGUCUGCAGUGUGUCGUCGCCGUCUGGUCAGCAUUCAAAAGUUCCGCCGUCUAGAGAGACAGCAGGUGUGGGAAUGAACAGGUCCAGGUCCAGGAUGACCCGUAGCUCCAGCUCUCAGACCAGGCACAGCGACCCCGCAGAGAUCCAGGAGGACUCUGGGUCGGGUCCGUAUGGAAAGCAGCGAAGGAAGCAGACAGACUCUGCUUUGGCCCAGGACCUCAGUCAGAUGAGUGUGAGUGGACAGGACGGUUUACCCAUAAGUGAAGGACAGAUGUCUGAAGGUAGCAGUGACCCUGUUCUGGCUGUUCAUUCCUCUGGGUCCACCUCUGGUCAGGACAGUCCAUCUGCGUUAGCUGCUAAGUCCUCAUCCCGGGGUGGUCUGGCCUCUGUGGCCCGGCUGCUGAAGCUCGGCCGCUGUAAGAACGUGGUGGUGGUGGCCGGAGCAGGAAUCAGCACAGCCAGCGGCAUCCCAGACUUCAGGACUCCAGGAACAGGUCUUUACGCCAAUCUGGAGAAGUACAACAUCCCUUACCCAGAAGCUAUUUUCAACAUCGACUACUUCUCCAACGACCCGCAGCCCUUCUUCUCCCUGGCCAAGGCUCUGUAUCCCGGACGUCACCGACCAAACUACAUACACUACUUCAUCCGCAUGCUUCAUCACAAAGGCCUGCUGCUCCGAAUGUACACUCAGAACAUCGAUGGACUGGAGAAACUGUGUGGCAUCCCAGAUGAAAAACUUGUGGAAGCUCACGGUAGUUUUGCCACAGCUUCCUGUCACCUGUGCUAUACUGCGUACCCUGCAGAGGAGGCUAAGCAUGCCAUAAUGAACGAUAACGUCCCCAUAUGCACAUUCUGCGCUGCAACAGUCAAACCUGAUGUUGUGUUUUUUGGCGAGGACCUCCCUCAGAAGUAUUUCCUCCACACUAAAGACUUCCGCAAAGCCGACCUGCUGAUAAUUAUGGGCACAUCUUUACAGAUUGAGCCAUUCGCCAGCCUGGUGAACACAGUGCGCUCCACUGUUCCACGGCUCCUCCUGAACCGACACGCUGUGGGUCCCUUUGAGAAGGUCCCCUUGCGAAGAGGAGACCGCGUUGAGCUGGGUGACCUGGAGGAUACAGUGCGGAGGUUUGCCGAAAUGCUCGGCUGGAAUGAUGAGAUUGAGGAGCUGAUGAGGAGUCAGGAAACACUGAGCGUCCCUUCAUUGAUAAGCAGCCCUUCGUCAGUGAGUGGACAGACAGCUUGCCAGAGCAGAGGAGCUCCAGAGCCUGUAGGUGUGAUGGAGACAUCCAGGUCCAGACCAGCAGGUCAAAGAGCAGCCAGCAGCGGCGGCGAGGAGACAGACUCAGAGACGGACAGCAAGAGCUCCGUUUCAUCCAGCCUGAGCAACUGAUGCUGAAUGUUUUACUAACGAUGGCACUGGAAAGGUUUGAGACGAUUACUUCUUUCCUUCGUUAACACGCGUUACUUUUUAUCUGGUUAUUUUCUUCUUGCUGCAAAAUGGUUUUCGUUGUGUGCAGUGGAGUGAAAGUACAUCUUACCCCAGAAGAGUGUAUCAUGUUCAUAUGUAAAUCAAAUUAUCAGUUUAUCAAGCUACCGACGAGCAUAUUUAAAGCACUUAUUAUAGAGGGAGGGUCCAUUCAGAACACUAGUAAAUAAAUAUCAGAGCCCUGUAACAAAUGUUUCUUCAGAUGUUUUAUACGUCCCAUGUCAGUUCACUUGUUAAUGUUUUAUAUCAGCACAACACUGUAUUUUAACAAUAUUUAAUAAAAGUAUUGUGUAAUGUUUGCAUCAUUUGUCCUCUUUUUAUAAGGUUAAUGUAGUUUACAUCCAAAAAUGACAACUACUCUUAUUCUCCAGUUUAUUAACGUAUCAGUGUAAAUAAAUGUGGUGCUAUUUACAGUAUGUAAAGAAUGUGCAAAAACAAAAAACAGAAUUACUGUAACAUAUUCUUUCCAGAUGGAGAAGUGAUCAGCAUGCAAUUUCAUUUAUCCCUCUAUGAUUGUGGAGGAAACAGAAGGCGUUACACAGGAGCACACAAGUAAACAAAAAAAUAUUAUUCUACAGAUGCAUGACAAAUUUUAAGGGAAAAACCUAAAGAAAUGAGCAUUGAGACAUAAGAAAUGGUGACUAAACAGUUUGGAAAGUAUUAACGUUUUGCGAAACUUGUGCUCUGGCCUUUGUAGUCAUCAGACUUCUAUUUUAAAGGGCACCAAAAUUGUUCUGGAGGCUUGUGGUGGCGUAAUACCUCACUGAAACACUUAAAGGGUAACAUUGUGUUUUUAAACCUGGACCUUAUUUUCCCAUGUUUUUGUGUCUAAGUGACUAAUAGGAACAACAUUUUUUUAUUUUGGUCCAGUAUUUAACGAGAAGUCUGCAGCCAGCAGCAGUGGAACAAGCUACAAUGUAACCACAUGGGGCAUUUGUGCACCAUCUGCAUCAACAUAGAGCCUACGUCGUACCCUACGCCAAAACUUGAGGAGCACCUCCCCAGAAAUAUAACUACACCUCAUGGCAAUGCAGACCAUCUGUCUAUUUUUGUAAGCUGAAACCAUUUCCCUCAGUGGAAACAAAGCUUUUGUUUACUUUUAUUUCACAGAUAAAAAGCAAUACAUUUUGAAGACAAUAAAGCCUCAACAAAAUAGCAUUUUUAAGUCUCAGGUGUGAUUUAUCCUAGCUUCAUAUGAGCGGAGGAAAAGCCCGCUAGCGGCUAGGCUAAUUUACACAAUGUAAAAUGCGAUAGGCUUGUGCUAAUUAACGUUAGCAUGUCGUAUUUAUGGGGAAAAUGUGCCAGAUAAAGACAAAUGGUUUGUCUGUGUAUACUGCGUGUUAUAGUGAAGCCAAUUUGUGUACUCGUGUUUGGAAUAGUCACUAUUAAGACAUGUUUAAUGUGUGUUUUGAAUCAACUAAACUUCACAGAAAACCUGCCACCGACCAGUGUUUUGGAGGUGUAGCUGCAGAGUGACACAGACAAACUACCGUAUAAGUAUAAAUGCUCACGAUGGCAUAGGCCACGUCGUAGACUCUGCAUAGAGCUGACGUACAAGUAUAAAUCCUUCUUAAAUGUCAAUCAACACUAUGGAAAGGACCCUUUUUGUCUAACCAGGAACAGCCUCGUAAAAGAAAGAAACACCAAUUUUAGCAUGUAUAGUGCCAACAUAUUUUCAAAUCUAACUGGGUGAUUCAGGGCUGUGUCUGGUUAAACAAAUAGGAUCUUCAUCUAAACAAAAAGGUCCAACUUUGCAGGGAUACUUCCCAUAUUGUUGUCAGACAUGUAGAAUAACAAUCUGAGGCUGUCAGUGGCAAAAAAACAGCACUUUUGGAGAACUUAAACUGACUGUGUGCAAUGCACCGAGUGGUUACACUUCAGCCUGCUUUGCCCCUGCUGGCUGUCGCCCUCUCACUAUACUGGACCAGUUUCAAAAACUGUUGUUCCCAUUAGUCACUUGUACACAAACACAUGACAGAAUAGGGUCAGGUUUAAAUAUACGUAAGUUAGCCUUUAAAGUUGGUUUCCCCUUUAAUUUGUGACUCAUCUAUAUAUCUGACCUUUCACAACUUAACAAGUAGGAAAAAAAUUUGUCACAUGUAAUUCAAAAGGUGACUCAAAGUCUUCUGUGCUUGUGUGAGGCCGACUCCAGACAAUUUAAACAUUCCUUUUAAUCCACUUAUCUGAGUUACUGUGUGUGUGUGUGAGUAGGCAGUGGUGGUGACUCACAGGUCAAGUGAAACAAACGUGCUCAUCAUGAUUAUUCACUAUUAAUCCAGUGAACUGUCACCGAUUCCCGUAAUAAUGACACAUGUUCUCUGGGUAUAGUAAUAUUCUAUUUCUCUGGAUUGUAAUCAGCAUUUUUUUUUUUAUACAUCAAACGUCAGUAAUCUGAGGCAGGGUUUCAGUUCGGAGGCCAAAUCUGUUGUGUAGUUGUAGCCAAACAUGCAGCUUGUUUCAGAAUUGGCAGCUUUUACAUUAAAUUAAUGUUUUACCAACACAAAGAAAUAUUACUCAGUUCAUACAGACACUAAACAUGUGGAUUUGUAUAAAAUUAGCAAAAAUUUCAAUCUAGAAAAAGAAAAAAAAGAAAAAAUCACAUCACCGAAACCUGAUUUAACAUCAUGCACAUUUGGCAAAAAAUAAAAUAGAUUAGAAAACAAUCAUUGUAGUUUAGCCAUUUCUUUGUCAAGAGUCCACAACAGGCAGAAACUAUCUGUUUACUAUCAUCCAGCACAGGAAAAUGUUGCAUCGCUCUAAUCAAAUUCCUCAUUUUACAUGAAAGGAAGUCCUCUCGUCUGAAACACCUUUUCAGUGACAGUAAACCUACAAGCCCUGAAUUCAGAAGGUUUCCUUGGUGACUAACUGGUGUGCAACAUUCAUGAUAAUUACACAACCAAACACAGACUCACUGUGAGCAAAUUAAAUCUAUCACACACCGACACGGCCCCAUUUCUAAAUAUACAUCAAUCCUGUGGUCCAUCUUGGACAGGCCCCAUGAUUUUAAACCAACAGUUUUCAAUGAUUUUAUGUUUAAAUGUGUGUGUGUGUGUGUGUGUGUGUGUGUGUGUGUAACGUGCACUUGAAUCAUCUAGAUAUACAAAAUCAUCAUGUCGCAGAGAAAAACAAAAUCAGAUAAACAUAAAAAAGUGUAAAACAAAAA
Molecule: messenger RNA, 4855 nt
Organism: Epinephelus moara (kelp grouper)
Lineage: Eukaryota; Metazoa; Chordata; Actinopteri; Perciformes; Serranidae
Exons: 8
Coding region: 280-1596 (438 amino acids)
Molecular function (GO): NAD+ binding
Source: RefSeq, a predicted model, not a curated record